AGGCUGGCGUUGGCAGCCAGUCUCCCUCGCGCGCCUCUGCCGUCCCCAUCUCCCUCUUUUCUCCCACGGCCCAUCUGCCCCUCCUUCCCUCCACCCCCUCUCCUCGCUGCUCCCCUUUAUUUCCACUCCUCGCCCUCGCGCUGCGCUCGCCCUCCCCCUCGGCUGCGCUCGUCUGUAUUUGGAGCUCCCGGAAGCCGGCGACUCUCCCCGGGAGCAGCGUGACCGACUCCCAUUCAGGGGGGAGGAGGCAGCGGGAGGAGCAGGGGAGGGCCGGCGGGCGGAGGGUGCCGGUGGCCGCGCACGGCUUGGCAUCGCGAGGACCGGACCCCGGGGCGCCGGAGCAGAAUGGAAGACAUGCAGGGCCUGGUGGAGAGACUGGAGCGAGCCGUCUGCCGGCUGGAGCAGCUGUCUGCAGAGUCACACAAGCCUCCUGGGAACUGUGGGGAGGUGAACGGCGUCCAUGGAGGUGUGGCGCCCUCCGUGGAAGCCUUUGAUAAGCUGAUGGACAGCGUGGUGGCUGAGUUCUUAAAGAACAGCAGGAUCCUUGCCGGUGACGUGGACACUCACGCGGAAAUGGUGCACGGUGCCUUCCAGGCCCAGCGGGCGUUCCUUCUGAUGGCCUCGCAGUACCAACAACCCCAGGAGAACGAGGUGGCUGCACUUCUGAAACCCAUAUCGGAAAAGAUUCAGGAAAUCCAGACCUUCAGAGAGAGAAACCGAGGGAGCAGCAUGUUCAACCAUCUCUCGGCCGUCAGCGAGAGCAUCCCUGCCCUGGGGUGGAUAGCUGUGUCCCCCAAACCUGGUCCUUAUGUCAAGGAGAUGAACGAUGCUGCCACCUUUUACACUAACAGGGUCUUAAAGGACUACAAACACAGUGACUUACGGCACGUGGAUUGGGUGAAGUCCUACCUGAACAUCUGGAGUGAGCUUCAAGCCUACAUCAAGGAGCACCACACCACAGGCCUCACCUGGAGCUCGACAGGUCCUGUAGCGACCACGGCAUCAGCGUUUUCUGUCCUCUCUUCUGGGCCUGGCCUCCCGCCACCUCCUCCUCCACCGCCUCCCCCAGGACCACCUCCACUUUUUGAGAACGAAAGCAGAAAAGAGGAGUCCUCUCCUUCUCGUUCGGCUUUGUUUGCCCAGCUUAACCAGGGAGAAGCCAUCACCAAAGGGCUCCGGCAUGUCACAGACGACCAGAAGACAUACAAGAAUCCCAGCCUGCGGGCCCAAGGACAAGUGCGAUCUCCAACCAAAUCCCACACUCCAAGUCCCACGUCUCCCAAAUCCUCUUCUCCCCAGAAACAUGCUCCAGUGUUCGAGUUGGAAGGAAAGAAGUGGAGGGUGGAGUAUCAAGAGGACAGGAAUGACCUCGUGAUCUCAGAGACUGAACUGAAACAAGUGGCUUACGUUUUCAAAUGUGACAAAUCGACACUCCAGAUAAAUGGGAAAAUAAAUUCCAUUACCAUUGAUAACUGUAAGAAGUUUGGCCUGGUGUUUGACAAUGUGGUGGGGAUCGUGGAAGUGAUCAACUCCAAGGACAUUCAGAUCCAGGUAAUGGGGAGAGUGCCAACAAUUUCCAUUAACAAGACAGAAGGCUGCCACGUGUACCUCAGUGAAGACGCCUUGGACUGUGAGCUGGUGAGCGCCAAGUCUUCCGAAAUGAAUGUCCUUGUCCCUCAGGAUGGUGAUUAUAGAGAAUUUCCUGUUCCUGAGCAGUUCAAGACAGUAUGGGAUGGAUCCAAGCUGGUCACUGAACCUGCAGAAAUUAUGGCCUAA
Messenger RNA from Marmota flaviventris (yellow-bellied marmot), 1776 nucleotides. It is a transcript of the gene Cap2, whose product is annotated as cyclase associated actin cytoskeleton regulatory protein 2. Gene Ontology annotation, molecular function: actin binding; adenylate cyclase binding. Gene Ontology annotation, cellular component: cytoplasm. Gene Ontology annotation, biological process: cell morphogenesis; cytoskeleton organization; actin filament organization. Lineage: Eukaryota; Metazoa; Chordata; Mammalia; Rodentia; Sciuridae. The record is from RefSeq and is a predicted model, not a curated record.